Messenger RNA from Cladophialophora immunda, 1887 nucleotides. RefSeq lists its product as uncharacterized. Bases 213 to 1439 code for a protein of 408 amino acids. The transcript is spliced from 4 exons. The record is from RefSeq and is a predicted model, not a curated record. Lineage: Eukaryota; Fungi; Ascomycota; Eurotiomycetes; Chaetothyriales; Herpotrichiellaceae. Gene Ontology annotation, molecular function: zinc ion binding; DNA binding.
AUUGCCUUCUGCUUGCCACUUGGACAACUUCUAUCAUCGUCAGAUGGAAUCAACUUCGUUUAUCUAUCCAUCUUGUCCCUGCUAGCUCUCUGACUAGCUGCGUGAUCUCCAGCUUCGCAGCUUGAACAGCUUCUUUUCCCACUUCAUCUACACUACCUCUCCCUUCUUAGGCUACCUUCGUUCCACAGUCUCGUCAAUCCCCCAAUUUCAACAUGGCAUCAGAGCCAACGUAUCGCUUCGAACUAGCAAAAACGGGCCGAGCAGGUUGUCAGAACUCAGCAUGCAAGAAAGCGGGAAUCAAAAUUGAAAAGGGCGAAUUCAGGAUGGGGACGCUCGUGACAAUCCAUGAACACACAUCGUGGAUGUGGAAGCAUUGGGGAUGUGUCACGCCUGCUCAAAUCGGAAAGCUCCAAGACCAGAUAGGCCCGCUUGAGGACCUGGAUGAUCUCGAUGCCGACUUGGAUCGUAUCAUUGAUGGCUAUGACGAGAUCAAUGACGAAUCGCGUGAAAAGAUCAAAUAUGCGCUGGCUCACGGCCAUGUUGCCGAUGAGGACUGGAAGGGUGAACCCGAAUUCAACCGUCCAGGGAUGAAGGGCAUCAACAGACGCACCCCCAAAAAGAAGGAAGCUGAAGAAGACGCGGACGCUAUUGCAGAGAACGAGCAGACCCCGUCCAAACCCAAAGCGAAGAGAGGUAAGAAAGCCAAGGUGGAGUCCGAGGACGAAGAUAUGCCGGCACCGCCGGCAGCCAAAAAGAAAGCCUCGCGCCGCAAGGUCAAAGACGAGGACGAAGAUGCCCAGUCUGGCGAGUCCGCUCCACCAAAGAAGGCUGGAGGGAGAAAACGCAAAGUCGUGAGAGAGGAAGAUAGUGAAGAAGAAGUCCCUGAGAAACCCAAGAAGAGAUCACGCCCCGCCAGGAAGGUCACAACCGAACUAGCAGAAGAAGAACCCGUGGAGCCGGUCAAGCAAGAUAGACGCCGAAAGAAGAAGGGAGCCUCUCGGAACGAUCAUGAAGACGAGGAAGAUGUCGAGCCUGCCGCCCCAAAUCGCCAAGUCGCCGCCAAUCGUGAACGUACCAAAACUGGUCGCAGAGCAAAAUCUGCCAAGCAGGAAGAGCCUCAGGUCAUAGAUGAAGAUGCAGACAAUGCUCCAAUCAAUGCCCAUGCUGGACCCGAGGCAGCUGACGAAACGGAAAAUGAGCCCCAUGCAGGGAACUCUUCUGGAGCGGUCCCAGAAGGAUACAUAGGGGCUCUCCGCCAAGAUGAUUUGAAUGCUGCUCAAACCACCACAGCGACUGCAAGUGCCGACAUGGAUGAAGACUACAUCGAUGAAGCUGAAGCUGAAGCCGAAGAUUACGCAGAAGAAAAGAAGUCAAAGGCGGCGAAAGGCAAGGGGAAGGGCGCAAGAGCAAAGAAGAGUACCAAGGGGCGGGGGAAGUGAACAAAGCUUCUCGAAUCAGGAGUGCCCUGUCAAGGUGUCCUCGCUCUGACCCCGCGGUUCGACGGCACGAGUCUGCUGGCCAAAACCUACUAUUGAGGAAAUCGAACGGAGGAAUGUGCUUCUGUUUGCACAGAACCAUGGAUGGACGAAGCGAGAAAUUUGCAGAGGAAAGAAGAGGAAACAGAAAUGGGACUGUCACUAUUACCAGCCCGACGACACUGUAUCAUCAAGGUUAUCGGGAAGAAUUUCUUAUGUACCAGCUACACAAGAUACUGCUGGGAUUGCUGUGGCGCAGGCUGGUGUUGAGCUUUACUUUGUCCGUCCGAUCCUUCGAGGUUUUCCGGGAGAGUCAGCAGAAAACGGUAUCCUGUACCAUUAGUCGGUGCGGUGAUGUCUAGCUUAGUAACAGAAAAAGAAUAGGUAUAGAUCUAAGCGUGAGAGAUGCCAC